Messenger RNA from Paramecium tetraurelia, 5712 nucleotides. RefSeq lists its product as uncharacterized. Lineage: Eukaryota; Ciliophora; Oligohymenophorea; Peniculida; Parameciidae. The transcript has 6 exons. The record is from RefSeq and is a predicted model, not a curated record.
AUGAUAUUUUUACUAUCCAUAAGCAAUCGACUUUCAACUUAAUUGUCUCCUAAAUUGAAGGGAAUAAUCGUAUCCCAAUUAAUCAAGACAUAAUCCUCCCUCUCUAUAUAAGACGCAUUUAUAAGGUAGGCUACUUUACUAUUCAUUUUUAGAUGGUAGGUUAGAACCAACCCUGAAAUUGUAAAGAAGGCUGUUGACAAAAUCCUAUUGAAUUCUAAGUUGAAUUAAUUUAACGCUUUCCACAAACUCAAAUUCUUAUUAGGUACACAACCACCAAAGGAAGUUAGAAUGAAUGCAAAGAAAAAAAAAAAUUUGAGCAUAAUCAAUUUGGCAUUAUUUGUUCAAAAAAAAGAAUUAUAACUCAAAAGAUAGGCAAUUGAAUCAAUUAAACCAACCUCGCAAGAUACAAAUAAAAUGCUUGGCUUACUGAUUUGGUCAAUAAGUUCAAAAUAUAGAGAAAGAUAUUUACGAGAAAAAUUUAAUUGGUGGAAGUUAAUUGCUAAAAUCAAAUCUAAUAAAUUAGAAAAACAACUUAAAGCAUUAGAAAGAUUAGGAGACGAAUAUAAUAUGAGAAAUGAUAGAUUAGAUAGAUAAAGACUAAAAGAAGCAUUUGAAAUUUGGAGAGGAGACUUGUUAAAUUUUAGGUUAAAGAAAAAGUUCUUUGCUGUUCUCCUUAAAACAACAUUCGGAAGAUUGCAAAGAUGUUAUACAAGAUGGGUCGAUUUACCAGAUAAAAGAGAAAACGAUAUUAAGAAAUAAGGAUUAUUAUUAAUUAAUAAAUUAGGAAAUAAAGUAGACUAAAAUAAAAGAUUGGUUUGGAAUGCUUUCAAAGAUAUUCAUGAUGAAGCUAAAAAUAAAAAAACUAAAGUCAUCAGGGAAUUGAUUGAAGUUACAUUCAAUUAAUCUUAUACAGCAUUUUAUAAAUGGGCAAAUUAUAAUACAUAUGCAAAACUAACUGAAACUAAUCUUAAGAAAAUUAAAUCAUUCUAAUAGAGCGCAAAUGUAACUCACUAACUAGUCAAAUAAGAAACCUUUAAGUUGUUUAAUCUUAGUAAAAAGAUGCAAAUCUGUUCAUUUCUUGAUAAAAUUAUUUUGAAGUUGCAAUAAAGAUAAAAAUUAGACUCUUUGAGAUAAAUUGAAAAUUACUGCGUUCAAAAGAAAAUGGAAGAAAAACUUAAAAAUAUAAACAAAUAAGACUUGAUAUCAAGAUUAAAAGAUACAGCCAAUAAAACAGAAAAGGGGUUGCUCAAAUAAGUUUUAAAAAAAUUUUCACUCAAUAGAACAACAUAGGAGAUCAAAAAUAAAUAUUUUGGCAGAAUUCUCUUAUCUAAAAUGGAGGAAACCUUACCUAAUCCCAAUGAUAUAAAUAAUAUUUAAAAAGCUUCUAAGUUUUAAAUUAAAUUGUAGAUGUUUAUCACAAAUAAACGUAAAUAAGCAUAUGAUCCUUUAAAAUAUCUUUAUUAUGAUGCAUUGUAAAAGAAACGAUUUUGUAUAAGAUAAUUAUUCUCAGUUACAAUGAGCGCUCCUUAGAGAUAUUUAAAAUAAUGGCAGAAUGUAGCCAAAGUAUAUAAAUCAGUUGUAGCAUGUUAAAAAACAAAUAAUUUAUUUUAUUCUCUAGCUUUGAUAAUACAGUCCAAUCUACUAACGUUCGUAUAGAACAAAAAAGAUGUAGAUAUUAAAGAGAAAUGCAUCUAGAAAAUUUUAGCAUCUUAACAUAGUAAUUUAGCCAUAGCCUUUUUUAAAUGGAAAAGUCAUAAUAAAUAGGAGUAAAUUUUGGAAAGAUUAGGGGAUGAGAAAAUGAAAUUUCUAAUUCUAAAUUUAAAGAAAUUUUUAGAAAAUGAUAAAAAGUAGAGAUUAAGAAGAGCUUUAAAUCUAUUUCAUUAAAAACUUUAAGUAGCAUAAUAGAUAAAGAAAAUAAAUCUUAGAUUAAUGUAAACUGUAGUUGGAUAAGUGAGUUCGAGCUUUUAGAAAUGGAAGUAUUUACCAGAAGAUAAGGUGAAUGGAUCAACUGCAAAAGUAAGUAAAUUUAUGAUAUCUCUUGGAAGAGUUGCUUAUAGGUUUGUAAAAGUUAAUUCAUGGAAUAUUAUGGAAGAUUAUCUUUUAGAUGGAUAAGCUAAAAAGAAAUAUUGUAUAAAUAAAAUCAUCUCUGUCGGCUAAAGUGAUUUAAAAACAGCAUUUCUAAUUUGGCAUAGAAGAUCAUGGGAAAUGAAGAUGUUUGAUUAGUUUUCAUAAUUGAAUGUUACAUUGAAUGAUGAAAUAAUUAAAUAAAGAUUAAUUAAUUGGAUUAAUUCCGGCAAUAAAGUGAAACAUUAUGCAUUGAUUGAAAUUUUAAAGAGAUUCCAUUAAAAUGCAGAAUCUCAUAACUUAAGAAGGAAAGCGUUAGCAAUAAUACAUAGAAAUACAAUCUCUUAAGUUUGGAUAUCAUUUAAUAAAUGGAAGCAAAUCCCUGAACAUGAUUAUUCAUAAUUAACAAAGGUUACUAAAUUUGAAUAAUCUAUUAAUCGUUUCUUAAUUCGUCAAGCAAAGAAAAAGACAUGGAAUCCCUUAAAUGAAAUAUAUGAUGAUGCACUAGCAAUAAAAAAACGAGCAGUUUUGCUCCUUGUGAAAACAUAAGAAUCAGAACAAUAACAGGCUCUUAGCAAGUGGAAUAAGAAUGUGGCUUUGAUUUAGGAAGUUGAGAGAUGCAAGAGUGUUAUAUUGCUAUUUAAAUUUGUGGGUGAUCAAAUAUAAUGUAAUUUAUAAAUUAUGCAACCCAAUCAAGAGUCAAGAUUAAAAGAAAAAGCAUUGUUGAAAAUAAUUGGAGGUAAUUAUGAUAACAUUAGAUAUUUUUUUAUGAGAUGGAGAAAUUAUUUAAAAUUUGAAAGAUUACAAGCAAUCGAAGGAGAGAAAAAAGAAUUUCUGAUUCGCUAGAUUGGAUUUUUUUAUAGAAAUAACAUGAAAUCUAAAUUGAGAUUGGCAUUGUCUAAAUUCAAAAGAAAUUCAGUUCUUAGUGCAGUUUAAUAGAAGUUUUUUUCAAGAUUAUUUUCUACUAAGUUUGGAGGAGCAAUUGUGGCAUUUCAGAAAUGGAAAAAUCUUCCUGAUAUCUAAAAUUACGAAAAUGUAAAAAAGGGAAGAAGAUUAGAGAAAUUGUUGGAAAACCUAUAUAGAGGCAGAAUCAAAUUAUCAUAUGAUCCAUUAAAAGAUGAAUAUUAAGAAGCUAUGAAUAAGAAGAUGCAUUGCAUAAGAAAAUUAAUCAUCUUAGGCAUGGGAUCAAAUAAGAGAUUGUUUUUAUCAUGGAGAAAUACGAAUAGGUUAUUGAAAUCAAUUGAAACUUGCAAGUAAACUACAAAUUUCUUUUAAACUCUUUCAUUGACAUUGUCUGGAAAUGUCUAAGUCAUUUUUAAGACUAAUCAACUUUAAGAAAAAGUCUUUGAAAAAAUGUUAUCUUAAUACAACAAUUUAUUAAGAUGGGCAUUCAUCAAAUGGAAUAAUUAAGCUAAAUCAGAUAGGAUUGCCUCAUUGAUGGAUAAAGAGACAAGAAAGUUUCUAUUAUUUGCACUUUAAAGAAAUUUAAAACAUAAUAAAAUUGGGUAAUUAAGAGAUAUAUUGAGAAAUUUUAAUGAUCGUCGAAAUAGAAUAAAUUUAAUUAAAAAAAUACAAUUGAAGUUUUUACAUACUUUUGCAGGUUAAGUUGAAACCUCCUUUUUGAAAUGGAAACAAUUACCAGAUUCAUCUAAUCUCAAAUAAGCAUCAAGAUUUGAAUAAAAAUUGAACUCAUUUAAAAUAUAAAUUCUUAGAAAGAGUAGUUUUAAAUAUUUACAAAAUAUUUAUUAGGAUGGAUAAGCAAAAUAAAAAUAUGCUAUCAAUAAAUUGAUGUUUAAUUGUAUGAGUGUGGAAAAGAAGGUUUUCUUAUAAUGGAAUAAAGUAAGUGAAUUGCAAAAGACUGAAGAAAGAGCUAGCAAAGUUAUGGGUUUCUUUGGCUCAAUAAAUAAAAUUUAAUAAAAUCAUAUGUAUUUCUUCUUUGAGGAUUAGAUUAAAGAAUUGAAAAAGCAAGAGGAACUAGUUAGACUAUUAAAAGAAUGGGAAGAAAUGUUCAAAGAUUCUUAUUAGAAAUGGAAAUAGACUCAAGCUAAAUUAGAUUUAUUGGCUAGUCAAAAUAGAUAGAAAUAAAAGUUUUCUAUAAUUGAAAUACUUAAGGAUUAUAUUUAAAAUAAAAAGAAUUACAAUUUAAGAUUGAUUUUAAGAAAGUUUAGCAAUUCAAAUAAAAGUCAAAAGGCAGUAAACAAGUUUUUAUUAGGAAUAUCACAUUCAUCAAUUGGUUAAUUACAUAACUCAUUUUAAAUGUGGAGGAGAUUGCCUGAACCAUAGAAAACUAAAUAGGGAUAUAUAUUUGAAAAGAAAAUUUUCAGUUUAUUUAGAAAAUAACUAUUAUAAUCAUUCGAUGGCUUAUAAGAUAUCUAUUUUUAGGCAUUAAAUAAAAAGCGAAGAGUUGUAUUAUUAUUAGUAAGAACCACUAAAUCAUAAUAAUAAUAAGCAGUACAAAGGUGGCGAGAUGCGUUAAAUUAAAUGAAUUAAUAAGAAUUAUAGAAUGUUUAAGAAAACAGAAAGUUAGCUAUACAACUCUUUUAUUAACACAAAAUGAAUUAGUUGAAUGUGGCCUUCAUUGAAUGGAGAGACACUAUAAGAUUACAUACAAAUAAGUAAGAAAAUAAGACACAAAGGGAUGAAAGAUUAAAAAAAGAAGCUAUUUUAUUGUUCCAAAAUUAUGCUUAUGUGAGAUUAAGAGUUUAUUUCACUUAAUGGAAGAUAAGAGCAGUCAAAAGAAAUAUGAUAUAGAUUUGUUAAGCAAUCUAAAGAAUGAUAUAAUUAAAUAGAUUUGCUGAAAAGGCUAUGAAGAAAUAUGUUAUGGAUAUUUGGAAAGGACAGCCUUCCAAGAAUAAAUGGUUUAAGAGAGUAGCUGAUAUCAUCGCGAAGAAUUCCAAAAUUAGUAAAUAAAUAGCUUAUUGGAGAAUGAGAGAUAACUUGAAUUAAAAAGCAGUUGGGUUAUCUACUCAAUAAAUAAUUAAAUGCAAGAAGCUAUUCAAUAAUUUAUUUAAAGCUUUUGAUAGAAUCAAGCAAAGAGCAUUUACCCUUUUAGAACAUUAUGGUAAAGGCAUACCCGAUGAUACUUCAUUCUAACCUUCACAAACUAGUUUCCUUCAAUAGACUCCUAUUAAGAAAAUAAAGGAUACUUUCUUUAAGUCAGAUUUCGAUUCGAUCCUAUAGAAGAAUGGUCAAAAGAUGGCACUUAAUGCUAUUUCAAGAGUAGUUAAAGUGUAUUUCAAGUAGAGAUUUAUUGAAUUAAUGAUUGAAUUGGGAGAUUAGAAACUAAGAAAAGUUUCCACACAUAAAAAAAAGGGAGCAGAGAAAUUAUUUGCAAUUUUAGAACAGAACUUGAAAUUGAAAAAAUAAGUCAUUUGCUAUUAAAUAUCAUAAGUUAAUGAAUAAGGAGUAUUGAAUUAGAUCAAUGAAAUUAUUAAUUAUCAAUAAUCAACUUAGAGUAGUAGUAGAUUAGAAUCAAGUUAAUUGAAAGAGCAAUAGCUAAAACUAAAUGAAAAAGAAAGAAUGUUAGAGGGUUGGCAAGAGAAAUUAAGAUGCGUGGCAAUUAAUAGAUUAAUCAAAGCUUUAGAAAGAUGUGAGGAUCAUUUUGUUGAGGAUGCUUUUGUUGCCAUUUCUGAAUACUAACUUAAAUGA